Messenger RNA from Chinchilla lanigera (long-tailed chinchilla), 3159 nucleotides. It is a transcript of the gene Zscan18, whose product is annotated as zinc finger and SCAN domain containing 18. The coding region runs from base 215 to 2128 and encodes 637 amino acids. The transcript is spliced from 8 exons. NCBI's taxonomy places the organism in Eukaryota, Metazoa, Chordata, Mammalia, Rodentia, Chinchillidae. The record is from RefSeq and is a predicted model, not a curated record.
GUCGCAGUCCGCGGGGCUGGCCGGCGCGCAGGCGCACUUCAGCCGGCCGCCAUCGCGCCUCUUGGGCUGGGGGCGGCUGGAACCUUCCAGGCCCCGCUGCGCAGCAGGUCCUUGGAUCCUGUCACUGGUUGACCUCCCCUGGACACCUGUCAUCCUGGGCAUCUCUGCUGUGCCCUUGUCUACACGGUCACAUUUCUGGUGCCGGCCUGGCAAGAUGCUACCUCUUGAGAAGGCUGUGGCCUCUCCCAGGAGCUCCCCAACACCCCCUGAACCACCUGCACUCGGCUCAGAGGAUGCAGCCCAGCAGGGGGAACCUGAGGCUCAGGCUGAGGCCAAGGCUGAAGCUGACACAGAGCUUGAGGCCAAGGCCAAGGCUGAGGACCAUGCUGAGGCUGUUGCUGAGGUUCAUGAGGAUGUGGCCAAGGUUGAUGCUGAUGAGGUCAAGGUCCAGGCCAGUGUCCAUGCUGAUGCCACUGAGGUCCACGCCGAUGCCGCCAAGGUCCAUGCCGAUGCCGCUGAGGUCCACACUGAUGCUGCUGAGGUCCAUGCUGAUGCCGCCGAGGUCCAUGCCAGUGAGGCUGAAGCCCAUGCUGAUGCCUCUGAGGUUGAGGUCGAUGCUGAAGUCAGUGCCAGUGUGGGUGAGGUUGAUGCCGAUGUGGCUGAGGUCCAUGCCAGUGCUACUGAGGUUGAGAUUGAUGCUGAGGUCCAUGCUGAUGCUGCUGAGGUUGAGGUUGAUGCUGAUGCAGCUGAGGCUGAUGAUGAUGCUGAGGUCACAUAUGAGGUCUGUGCUAAUGUGACUGAGGUUGAUGAUGCUGCUGAAAUUGAUGCUGAAGAUGAUCCAGAUUUGGCUGAGGUUGAUGCUGAAGCUGAGGCAGAGACUGGCUAUGAGAGGACCCCUGUGGACCUUGAAUUCUCCCGCCUGCGCUUCCGGGAAUUUGCCUACCAGGAAGCAGCAGGGCCACACCAGACCUUGGCCCGGCUCCAUGAGCUGUGCCGACAGUGGCUGCGGCCUGAGUCUUGCUCGAAGGAAGAGAUCCUGGAGAUGCUGGUGCUGGAGCAGUUCCUGGGCAUCUUGCCUGACAGGGUCCGCCCCUGGGUGGUGGCCCAAUAUCCUGAAAACUGCAAGAAGGCAGCUUCCCUGGUAGAGGGCCUUUCUGAUGUCCUGGAUGAGCCAGGGAUGCUGCUGUGCUCCCCGAGGGGGUCAUCGUCUGAGUUCAGCGAGGGAAUGUAUGAGCAGCACUCGGAUCCACUGCUGUUGCCAGCGCUACCUUCCCUCCUCCCAGCCUGGCCUGCCCUGGAGUCCAUGCUUCUGGAACAGGGGAGCGUUGGGGGAGAAAAGUCCAGGGAGGCUGGCCCUGCCAAAGCUGAGCUGGAGAAGCCAGAGUCGUUCUCAGAGGAGCCUCUGCCUUCAGGGGAGUGGGACCACCUGGAUCCUGCAGAGGAGAACCUGCAGAGCUACAGGAAGCUGCUUCUCUGGGGAUAUCAGCUUUCUCAGCCUGAUGCUAUCGUCAGGCUGGAGACUGAGGAGGCUGGAUUGGAGGACCUGGACCUGCCAGAAGACAGUGGCCCAGCCACCUUGAAGCUGGGCCCCCCAGUGGAACAGCAGGGUGACGGUGAAGGGGAUAUGUGUAAGGACAUCUCUGGGAAUGAGCCGCUGAUAGACAGGCUUGCUGAGGAUGCUCCCAUGAGCCCUUCAGGGGAUGUGGCCCAGGAGGAGGAAGGGCAGCCCAAGAAGAUUCCAGAUGAUGAGGGAGAGGAGACAUCCAGGCCAGGAGCCAUGCCACCACUGGAAGAACAGGACAAGGAUGCAGUGGGGCUGGCCGGCCUGCAGCCAGGCACUGGAACAAAGAGGCCCCAUCCAAAAGAUGAGGAUGAGGACAAGGAGGGACCCAAGUGUGCCUCCAGUGAUGCAGGGAAGGAGCUGGCCACAGAUGGCUUAGGGUCCCCAGUUGAGCAGGCCCCAGGCCCUUCCUCAGCUGCCAGCCCUGUAGUGGCUGAGGCAGGAGCCAGCCGCGGGCAGCUGUAUUCCUGCAGUGAGUGUGGGGAAGCCUUUGCAUGGAUCGCCCACCUUGAUGAACACUACAGCAGCCACAGCAGCAAGAAGCACUGUGCCUACCCAGACUGCUAGGAACCUAUGCCCUGGCUGCUGAGCAGUGGGGCCCUCAAGAAGAGGCCUAGAGCCCAUGUGGGCAGGACUGCAGCUCCGUGUGUGUGGAAGGUGCUGUGGGCAUCCCGUGAGAUGUCAGUUUAGCCUGGCUGGGAAUCUAGAAGUGAUGUCUUGAUGUCAGUCUUCUAAGGUUGCCUCGAGCACUUAGAAGUGCUUUCGCCUCCAGAAAUACCCCGGGCAGAUGCUCACAGAGUGUAAGCUGUUUUCUUCCACAGCCACUUCAGCACCACCCCAUAGGCGGGGUCAUUUGACGUUGUGCAGAGUGUACAGUUGCCUUACAGUGUGUGUUUGUUGGCGCUUUCGUAGUCAUCUUUGCUUUGACUGCUGGUCUUGGAGCUCUCCAAGUUUGUUCAAGCAGAAUUCUUGACAGAUGUUUUGGCCUUUUUGUAAAUACAUGUCAAGUUCAUUUCUGAAUCCUCAAAGACAGAAACUGUUUCGAUUAACUCUUGUGUCUUUCUGUGUGGAAUGGCUGGCAAAGAUCCCCAAAAUGCUUGGCGCCUAGUGACAGUUCUCAAACUGUAGGCUCCAGCCCAUUAGUGAAUUGUGAGAUCUAACUAGUGGAUGGCCGCUGGCAUUACAAAGCAACAAAGUAGAGUAGAAUAGGUCAGAAUUCAUUGUGUAGUGAAGGCAAAUAUUGUUUUGUGAAACUUUUCAGCUGUGUAUCUAAAUAUAAAAACUGGCUGCCAUGUAAAGUGUAUUUCUUAUUAGGGGGCUGAGAUCAAAAUGGGUUGAAAAUACCAAUAAAAGUUGAUGAAGCCAUCUGUCUGCCUGAGCAACGGGAACUAAACUCCUUGGGUUCCAUAAGGUGAUCUUUUGAUUUUACAUUGAAUCUCAGCUUACAGCAUUGUUUCUGUUGUCUGAGCAUUAAUUUAGUUGCUCCCUGUAGAUACAGAAGUGUGCCUCUUUCUGUCACUGUCUAAGCAGGCAUUCUGUGUAACAACCCCCAAGUCACACAGGCUUAACAUAAUAAAGUAUUUAUUUCUUCACUCACA